Paecilomyces variotii is the source of this 6255-nucleotide messenger RNA. RefSeq names its product adenylate cyclase. Lineage: Eukaryota; Fungi; Ascomycota; Eurotiomycetes; Eurotiales; Thermoascaceae. The transcript has 3 exons. The record is from RefSeq and is a predicted model, not a curated record. The coding region runs from base 1 to 6255 and encodes 2084 amino acids. Gene Ontology annotation, molecular function: protein binding; adenylate cyclase activity; magnesium ion binding. Gene Ontology annotation, biological process: intracellular signal transduction; cAMP biosynthetic process.
AUGCCUUUCAGAUCGGAUUCACGCAGUCGCAAACCUACCAGAGAUGCGGCCGAGGAGCGUGACGCCCGAUUUCGUUCAAGUUCACCAGACGUAUCUCCAACUGACCGACGGCAGAUGUCGGGUCUGGGUAACCACAGAAGAGCAUUAGCUGUGCUCGAUGAUGCAACAUCAUCGCGGCCGCAGGGGCCUUCGUCAGACACCAGCUCUAUUAACCAGGAACAGGUCGGAUGGUCAUCAUCGCCCACGAUCCCCCCGAGCGCUGGUCCUGGCACUUUCUUUAACGAAGCCUCCGAAUACGAAAUAUCUCCAGCCUCGCCGCUAUUCCGGCCCGGUACGGGACGUACGGCAGCCAGCGACUCGGGAGAGUUAGGUUACGAUCGUGAUAACAGAAGGCCUUCGGUUGCCAGCCAAACAACAAUAAGCAGUCAAGGAUCACGAUCUAGCCAUAGCGGUGGCAAGUUCCGCAAGAAGCUGCAAGGCUUUUUUGGCGAUGAAUUCAAUGUAAGCGCAGAUUCCGAUGGUAACCCUCAGAAUCACAAUUCUGCCGCAAGUUCGGCCCGGGGUAGGAACAACUCUGUUGGUUCUCGCAACACCUCGGACCGCGCUGCAUCUCCCCCAAGACCUCAUACUCCUCUGCCGUCAAGCGAGGUCACCCCAUGGAUGUACCAGAGGUUUCAUGACAUCCCUCAGUACGGGGACGCACCAGUUAGACCGGCACCUAUUGAUCCGGACAGUCAUCGUUUUGCUGGAAAUCAAAAUUCCCAGAAGGAUUCAAACCGUAUGCACUUCCCUGGUCAUCGUCAUUCUCGAAGCAAAGAAGAAAGGUCGACUAUAUCAGGUGACUCAUCGCGUCCUAUUACAGGAAACGACGAUAUCAGUAUCGGCUCUCGAUCCCGGGAUGGCGGCCGCAGUGCGUCGGCUGCAACUAGCUCGGCUGGCCGGGCUACAAGCCCAACUCCCAGUCUCCAGAGCUCCCUCUAUCGGGAAUCUGAUGAUCCACACUCGCCUGGUCUGCCACCGAAUAAGCGUGGUUUCCUCGAUAAGCUGCGCCGUCACAAAGCCCCGAAUACGUUGAAGCAUCUGCCCGGAUCAAGCAAGUCGCUUCUUGACCCAUCCAAAGGAUCUUCUAAGUCGAAGAGGGAUGCCUCUCCGGUUAGAGUAGGUCGACAAGGCUCCAUCGAAGGCCCUGGGCCGGUGAGGCCAGACACGGCAGAUUCAGAUCGUAGAAAGGAUUCCGCCAAAGGAAUUGGCAUUGGGCCCGCCAAAUUCCGAGGCAGACGAGGUGCUAGUCAUGAAACCGGGGCCAAGGAGCCUAGAGCUCAGUCGGAUCAGGAAGGCUUCUGGACGCUCGACACUGAUCUUGACGACAUGACAGGCAUUAUCAGCGGACCACGGCCGCCGUCACCCAGAGACAAGAGCAGUAUUCACGAUGCAACUACCUCGCAGGGCCAAGACGGAAAGGAUCGAAAUAGUCAGCUUGGGAAUUGGUACGCCCCUGAAAGUUGGCAGGUCAAGCGGCAGGACAUCGCUGCGCGAAUACCAGAAACAGCGGAUGAUUCGCGCGGUCCGCCAGUGAAAGAUGACGGCAAAUCAUAUUUCAUUCGCAUAUUCCGUAUCGACUCGACCUUUGCUACCCUCUCUUCCGGUUUAAACACAACAGUGGCCGACAUUCUAGUGAUGCUCGGUCGAAAGUCAUUCUUGCAAGAUGAUCUUAAUAACUAUGAGAUUGUCCUCCGGAAAAAUGAUCUGUCGCGGCAAUUAGAUCACAGUGAAAGACCUAUUCUAAUGCAGAAGCGGCUGCUCGAGCAAGUCGGGUACACUCCGGCAGACAGAAUCGAAGACAUUGGUCGGGAGGAUCACAGCUAUAUCUGCCGUUUCACUUUCUUACCGACAAAACUCAGCGGAUACAGCAGUCUGGAAGGUGAUCCAGGAUUCAACAAAAUGCAGAAAUUCAGCCACGUGGAUCUCCAAGGGCGCAGCCUUGUUACAAUCCCGAUAACACUCUACAAGAAGGCCUCGGAGAUCAUAUCGCUCAAUCUCUCAAGGAACCUGUCAAUGGAUGUCCCGAAGGACUUUAUCCAGAGCUGCAUUAACUUGAGAGAGAUCAAAUUCAUGAGCAAUGAAGCCAAACGUCUACCCCCUAGUAUUGGCCUGGCGUCUCGGUUGACUGUGCUGGAUAUAUCCAACAACCGCUUGGAAGAUCUCGAACAUGCCCAUCUCGACAGGUUGCAAGGUCUUGUCAGUAUCAAGAUGGCAAACAACAAACUGACCCAUCUACCCUCUUACUUUGCCAACUUCAAGUCGCUGCGGAGUCUCAAUAUGUCCUCCAAUAGCUUCCAGGAAAUCCCUGAGUUUCUUGGAAACCUCAAAACUCUUGUUGAUCUCGAUGUCAGUUUUAAUAACAUUCGCAAGCUUCCAAACAUUGGAAAUCUCACAGCUCUGGAGAGGUUGUGGGUAAAUAACAACAUGCUGAGCGGGGAACUUGACGGAAGCUUCAAAAACCUGAUCAACCUCAAAGAAGUCGAUGCUCGUUUCAAUUCGAUCGUCAACAUCGACACUUUGUCCCAACUGCCGCGUUUAGAGCAGCUUCUCCUCGGUCACAACUCGAUUUCCAAGUUCAGGGGCUCUUUCUCAAAACUGCGGACUCUGGUCGUUGAUCAUUGUCCGAUCACACAGUUUGAUGUGGACUCGCCGAUUCUGACGCUCACAUCACUCAAUAUUGCCUCGGCAAAGCUUGUGCAUUUCAACCAAUCGUUCUUUGACAAUCUCCCAAAUUUGACAAAGUUGAUCCUUGACAGGAACCACUUUAUGUCCCUGUCACCUCACAUUGGCAAGCUUCGGAAGUUGGAGCAUUUCAGUAUGAUCAAGAACCCACUUUCCUCUUUGCCAGCUACCAUAGGAUGUCUCGUUGAGCUCAAGUAUCUCAACCUCCGCGAAUGCAACCUGAGUCGACUACCCGCAGAGAUUUGGUAUUGUCUCAAAUUAGAGACUCUUAAUGUUUCGUCCAACGUUUUGGAGAGUUUCCCCAGGCAUACCAGUCAACCCCCUCAGCCUCCGGGAGAGCAAGGAAUCCCUACGCCAGCUUCCACUCCAGGCGUGUCAGGCACCCCAAGCUACGAAGAGCUUGGAGAUCUUGAGGAUUUCAGUGCAAGACGUCCAAGCCAAUCCGGCGCCUCGCACUUGAACCCGGGAACAUCGGGGACAAGUGUCUAUCGGAAAGGUUCCACAGCCUCAUCAAACUUUGGAGGAACGAGAAAGGUGUCUUCUGCUUCAACCAUUUCACGCUCAGCUACAGAUGCGACGUUGUCUUCGCGAAAAGACUCCAACUUUUCGCAACGGCUCGCAACCACUUUUGCCGGGUCACUUCGAAACUUGUAUCUUGCGGACAAUCGCCUUGAAGAUGAUAUCUUCCGUGAAUUGUCGUUGCUUCCAGAAAUCCGCAUACUCAACCUCUCUUACAAUGAGCUUACGGAAUUGCCACUGGGAAUCCUCAAACGUUGGCAAUUUCUCUCGGAGCUUUAUCUAUCUGGAAAUGAACUGACUUCCCUGCCAUCCGACGAUCUCGAAGAGACCAGCAAUCUCAAGACCCUCCAUAUUAAUGUUAACAGGUUCCAAGUACUCCCAGCUGAGCUUUGCAAAGUUAGCAAGCUUUCUAUCCUAGACGUGGGUAGCAACGCUCUGAAGUACAAUGUUUCUAAUUGGCCUUACGAUUGGAAUUGGAACUGGAAUCAUAACUUGAAGUACCUCAAUUUCUCAGGGAACAAACGACUGGAAAUCAAGCCUAAUGUAGCUUCGGUGGGAACAGUCGCCAAUGGGGCGGAGCUCACAGACUUCAACUCUCUCCCACAUUUGAGAGUCCUUGGCCUCAUGGAUGUGACCUUGACGAUUCCCACGAUUCCAGAAGAGACCGAAGACCGACGUGUCAGGACGUCCGCCACUCAUACCGGGGCCCUUGCUUAUGGUAUGGCGGAUUACCUGGGGAGAAACGAGCAUCUUUCGAUAAUCGAUAUGAUGGUGCCUCGCCUUCGGCCGGAUAAUAUGGAAACAGUUGUCGGUAUGUUCGACGGUCAAUGUCCAUCAAGCGGCGGUUCCAAGAUAGCCAAAUUUUUGCACGAAAACUUCACUUCUGCAUUUGUCGACGAGCUCAAGAAGCUACAGAUAGACAAUCAUGAAACACCGCUGGAUGCAUUGAGGAGAGCGUUCCUGUCCCUCAACAAAGACAUGGCAGCAGCGGCGUAUAAGUCGAUCGAUGACCGAGAGAUUCGUCGGUAUCAUCGAGGCUCUGCUUCAGCGAAGCUGCUGAAUCAAGACGACAUCAACAUGGGGGGUGUUGCAACCAUAUUGUUUCUGCAGAACAUGGAUCUCUAUGUGGCCAACGUCGGAGAUGCUCAGGCUGUCCUUGUCAAGUCAGACGGGUCGUCCAGGCAUCUGACGCGUUUCCACGAUCCUGCAGAAUCCCAUGAGAGAGCUCGGAUACGCGCUGCUGGUGGCUUCGUUUCGAGAAAUGGGAAACUCAAUGAUGUUCUCCCCGUCUCUCGCGCCUUCGGCUAUUUCCCAAUGAUGCCGGCAGUCAUUGCUGCACCCCAUACUGUGCGGGUCACACUCUCUGAGCAGGACGAGAUGAUCAUUGUCGGAUCUCGGGAACUUUGGGACUUUGUAACCCCGGAUGUGGUUGUUGAUGUCGCCAGGGCCGAACGCAGAGAUUUGAUGAUCGCGGCGCAGAAGAUUCGCGACCUUGCCAUCUCAUUUGGGGCCACCAAUAAGUUGAUGGUCAUAAUCCUCGGCGUCGGUGAGCUUAGAAAGCGUGAGAGAUACAAGUUCAGAGGCACUAGCAUGUCUAUGGGUCCCUCAUCCUUCCUAGAUGAAUCAAUCGUACCGAGUUCGAAGCGAAGCAAGAAGCCACGUGAUGGUCCCGGUGAUUCGCGGCUCGCUCGAUUUGAGCAUGUUGAUGCCCCUGUGGGCGAGCUUGCUAUUAUCUUCACUGACAUCAAGAAGUCGACCUCGCUCUGGGAAACCUAUCCUGACGCUAUGCGCUCUGCAAUCCAGAUUCACAACGACAUACUGCGUCGGCAGCUCGGAAUUAUUGGUGGGUACGAGGUCAAGACAGAAGGGGAUGCUUUCAUGGUGGCAUUCUCUACUACCACUGCUGCUCUCCUUUGGUGCUUCAACUGCCAGACUCAACUGCUCGAAGCUGAAUGGCCCACUGAAAUUCUCGAGCAGCCUCAGUGUGCGGAACGCUAUGAUAGUGACGGCAACAUCAUUUUCAGGGGUUUGUCUGUCCGCAUGGGUAUCCACUGGGGUGAGCCCGUGUGCGAAAAGGACCCUGUUACAAACCGCAUGGACUACUUUGGGCCCAUGGUCAACCGCGCAUCCCGAAUUAGUGCUGUCGCCGAUGGUGGCCAAGUCUUCGUGUCUUCCGAUUUCAUGAGUGACAUCCAGCGUAACCUUGAGGCUUAUGCUGACAGCGAACGCUCUGCAUCUACCGGAUCAAGCGAAUCAUAUGUGGAUCCUAUUGGACAGAACAUUCGUCGCGAGCUCCAACAGCUCAAUAGCCAAGGGUUCGUGAUCAAAGACCAGGGAGAACGCAAACUGAAAGGGCUUGAGAAUCCCGAGCCUGUCUAUCUCAUCUAUCCCCACUCGCUUGCUGGUCGCAUUGCGGCCAUCGAAAGCACCAAGCCGGAAGAAGGCGACACGCCAGCUACCAUUGCUAGGAGCUCCCAGCUGGAACUGCAGACAGACUUGAUCUGGCGCCUCUGGGAGAUCACUCUUCGCUUGGAGAGACUCUGCAGCUCUCUGGAAGAUCCAGUGGAUACGCGUCUCAAAGAGCCAAAUGUGGCUCUUUUUAAUGUUGUCAAGAACCGCGGCGGUGAGCUUGCAGACUCGACUGUACUGAGUCUUGUCGAGCAGCAGGUGACCCGCAUUGAGGCAUGCGUCAAUACACUAUCAGUGCGUCAUAUGAUGCGCCCAUUCAAGCCAGGCGACAAGCUUGAGGACCACGCUGUGCCUAUGGGCGAGAUCAUGCGAGAACUUCAAACACAACUGGCUGAGUUUAAGGCUCUUAAGGAGCAGCUCAGCGUUAGCACAUCUAGCCUUCCUCGACCUCUAGCCAACUUCGUCGAGGCGGUUACUCUUCCUCACAGCCCCUCAAGUGGAAAUAGCCGAGCGAGCUCCGUGGCUUCACUCCGCAACCGAAUCCUACCAUCCGCAUCUCCCACUCAAUUUUCCGACGCUCAGAACACAGAUUCUACAGACUAG